Messenger RNA from Strongylus vulgaris, 765 nucleotides. Lineage: Eukaryota; Metazoa; Nematoda; Chromadorea; Rhabditida; Strongylidae. The record is from the annotation of a GenBank genome assembly.
CGCAGAAUAUGGUAAGAAAUCUUCAAUAAAUGGUUAUUCUUUGAAAAUUUCAAAAAAAUUUAAUGAUUCUGGUUCUUUUUAAGGAUUUCGACAUGUGCCUUUGUUGAACAGUGAGGGUGAAGUGCUACCCAAUGCUACGCUUUUCGUCCAUGUGGCUAUCACCAAUAAGCGUGGUGGAGGGAAAGCCAAGAAAAGGGGCAUGUCAGUGAAACGGAAAUCCAGUCGAGUCAACACUGGCAUGAAGCUCGUUGGUAUUAAGACUGUUGAUGACCAGUUCAAAACGGCUGUGGCUCCACUUUGCGAGUCCAUAGCAAUGCGGAACAAACUCGAAGCUGCUUUGGUGGAAUGGCAAGAAGAAUGUGGUCUCGGACCUGCGGGUACCAUCCGACAAGGAAUUCCCACUCCACCUUCAUCACCAUCAGCUGGUUCGGAAACUAGCCGUAGUCAAGAAGUUGUUCCGUCAUUCAUGAUUGAAAGCGAUGAAAAGAAUUUCCCCGUCAUUAUUGUGAAUGGCCAAAUCCCAGAUCAAGUUCAGCGAACUUUCCAGAAGCUUAAGGUGCUAAUAGCUCAUUGCGUUGCCACAUUAGGACAUGCUGACAAUCUCCUAACAAAGAUCGAAGAGUCAAUUAAGCAUAUCUCGGAAAGUCAUAACGAACUGGCCCAUCUGUGCCUAGAAAGUGGCCUAAAGGGACAAAAAGCAACAAGAGCAGCCGAGAACUUCACAUGGAAUUUGAGGUUGGCCUUUUGCACGUUGGGAGGAUGAAA